Messenger RNA from Lottia gigantea (owl limpet), 1206 nucleotides. RefSeq lists its product as hypothetical. The transcript is spliced from 9 exons. Bases 1 to 1206 code for a protein of 401 amino acids. Lineage: Eukaryota; Metazoa; Mollusca; Gastropoda; Lottiidae. Gene Ontology annotation, molecular function: flavin adenine dinucleotide binding; sarcosine oxidase activity. The record is from RefSeq and is a predicted model, not a curated record.
AUGGAAAGCAGGCGUACGUGGUGUGAUACGAACAAAACACAUUUUGAUUAUAUUGUCGCAGGAUGUGGUGGAAUUGGAAGUGCCACUGUUUAUUGGUUGGCUAAAAAAGCACAUGCAGGGGAAAGAAGGGAUUACUUAUCUAAAAAAAAAAACUGUCGCAUGGCAUAUCAUGACGAAAAGUACACCAAGUUAACUCGACCAGCUUAUCAAGCAUGGGGAGCUAUAGAAAAAGAAUCUGGACUUCAAGUACUGUAUAAAUGUGGUGGACUAGAUAUCAGCAAACCUAGUGAAGUAGACUUACAAUGCUAUGAGGAUGCCAUGAACAGUCAUAAUAUCAGGUAUGAAAAGUUAAAUGCAGAACAGUUAGAGAAGAAGUUUCCACAGUUCAAAGUUGAUAAAGAUGUAGUUAGCUUAUAUCAGCCAGAAGCUGGCCUUGUGGAUGCUGCCCUAGCCAAUUCUGUACAUCAACAACUAGCUAGAGGAUAUGGUGCUUCAUUCCUCACCAACUGUUCAGUCGUCAGAGUCCAUAGAAAAAACAACGGUCGAUUACUAAUUAAAACCACUAAAGGUGACUUUACAUGCAGGAAACUACUUGUGACGUGUGGAGCUUGGUCUAAUAAUGUCUUAGGAUCCAUAGGUAUACAAAUACCUCUUAUCGUUACACAAGAACAAGUAACGUAUUUUGGAACACCACAUAUGAAAGAGUUUACUAAAAAUAGAUUCCCAGUUUUUUCCUACCUAAAACCAGACUUCAGUCUGUAUCAAAUACCAGUCCAUGGUCGAUCUGGACCCAAAGUGGGCAUCGAUUCGCUUGGUAAGCGAGUGACACCUCAUACAAGAGAUUUUAAACCCAGUCCCGAAGUUGAACAAUUUACCACCGAUUUCAUGGAAAAUAUUCUUCCUAAGGUAAAAUUCAUUGGACCAGUUCUUGAGACGAAAACGUGUUUAUAUGAUAUGCUUCCUGAUAGAGAUUUUGUAAUUGAUACUUGUGACAAAGUUGGAUAUUCAGACGUCAUCGUUUGUAUCGGUUCAGCUCAUGCGUUUAAAUUUGCCUGUUUACUGGGUAAAAUUUUAAGUGAAAUGGCGAUUGAUGGUAGAACACAGUAUGAUAUCUCAGGAUUUAGUAUGAAUAGACCAGCUAUCACAGAUCCGAACUUCCAACCUUUUCUGGUCUUUAGAAAAACUGAACCGAAAUCCAAACUGUGA